AUGUUUCCAACACGAGCUCAGUACGCGAAAAAGAAUCUGUUAUUAUGCUUUGAUGCGUUUGGAACGCUGUUCCAGCCUAACACCCCAAUUCCGCGGGCGUAUGCUCAAGCUGCCAUCAAGCAUGGCGUGAAGUGCAACACCAAGGAUCCCGUGUCAGACGUCGGCAGAGAGUUCAAGAGAGCCUUCAAAGACGCGUCGCGGAGAAACCCAAACUAUGGCAAGGCGACAGGUCUUGGCCCAGAGAAGUGGUGGAGAAACGUGAUACAAGGCACAUUUCAGCCGUGGUUAGAGCCCGGGCAAGAUGUGCCACAGAGCUUAGUCGAUGAGUUGCUGCGUCGCUACUCGACCAAAGUGGGCUAUGACAUCUUCCCUGAUGUCGUGCCGUUCUUCCAAAUGCUAAAGCAGAAGUCGUCAUCCGACGCCGUCAAAUCUUGGCCUUGGGAGAAGACCGUUGUUGGUAUCAUCACUAACUCAGACGAUCGCGUACCGGGCAUCUUGAAUUCAUUUGGUCUCAAGAUCGGCCCAAGGAGAGUGGGUACUCCAGACCAGCGUUCUGUAGACGCCAUCGCCGAAGAUGACAUCAGCUUUGUUGUGCUCAGUUACGAUGUCGGCGUCGAGAAGCCGGAUCGUGGCAUGUUCGAUGCUGCAGUCGACUCUAUGAAAGAUACACUGAGUGGAAGAGACGAUGGAUUGCAGAUAGAGGACUUUGAGAAGCUGUACGUUGGAGACUCACUGAACGAUGACUAUAAUGGCGCCAGAGGAGCUGGGUGGAAUGCGCUGAUGCUGGAUCGCAACAGCAAUCACGAAGACGCCUUUGCGGUGGAGGGCAAAGACCUCAUUUACGCAAAAGUGAAGGUGGGUGAUAGCUAUGCGAAGGUGCAUAUGGUCAGGAACUUGGAGGCACUCAAAGACUGGUCUAUAACCGAAACCUCACCUUGA
Molecule: messenger RNA, 939 nt
Organism: Boeremia exigua
Lineage: Eukaryota; Fungi; Ascomycota; Dothideomycetes; Pleosporales; Didymellaceae
Product: haloacid dehalogenase
Exons: 2
Coding region: 1-939 (312 amino acids)
Source: RefSeq, a predicted model, not a curated record